Molecule: messenger RNA, 2047 nt
Organism: Ectocarpus sp. CCAP 1310/34
Lineage: Eukaryota; Phaeophyceae; Ectocarpales; Ectocarpaceae
Source: the annotation of a GenBank genome assembly
GAGGAGAGUGCUCGUCGUGCUCCGUCAUUGCGCUUCAGGCUUCUCUACCCUCCUCGAGAGAAAGGAAAAUAUUUCGGCGCUUUAGGGGUUGGCUGUGACGCACCGAUUACCAGACCGCAGGGCAGACAAACAGGAGCGGCCGUCGUCGCUCCUCACAUUCCCUGCUGUUCCGCACCGCAUCCCACCACCACCACCACCACCAGCAGCCCGAUGGCGGCACAAGUGGUGGUACCGCCCGUACAAGGCAAGGCAGAGAUGGCUCUGGACGCGGCCCGCGUGUACGCGGAGGAGGAGGCCAAGCGGAAGAGGCUGGAGUGCCGCUUCUACGAGGCGCAAUACCCCGAGAUCGAGGAGGUGGUGAUGGUCAAUGUGCGCAACAUCGCGGAGAUGGGGGCGUACGUGGUGUUGCUCGAGUACAACGACAUCGAGGGGAUGAUUCUCCUGUCGGAGCUGUCUCGCCGGCGUAUCCGGUCGAUCAACAAGCUCAUCCGGGUUAACCGGAACGAGGUGGCCAUGGUGCUCCGCGUCGACAAAGAGAAGGGUUACAUCGACUUGUCGAAGCGGAGGGUGAGCCCGGAGGACGUGGCGAAGUGCGAGGACCGAUACAACAAGGCGAAGGCGGUGCACAGCGUGCUGCGCCACGUCGCCGACCUGAGGGGCCUCGUGCUCGAGGACCUCAGCACGAAGGUCUCCUGGCCGCUGUACAAGAAGUACGGGCACGCCUUCGACGCGUUCAAGCUCACGCUGCAGGACGAGGAGGACGUGUUCGUGGGGCUGGACAUCGACGAGGAGACCAAGCAGGCGAUGAUCACGCACAUCAAGCGCCGGUUGGCACCGCAGCCGAGCAAGGUGCGCGCGGACAUCGAGGUCACGUGCUACACGUACGAGGGGAUCGACGCCGUCAAGGCAGCGUUGAUUGCAGGGAAGGCCGUGGGGGACGAGAGGACGCCCAUCCAGAUCAAGCUCAUCGCUCCUCCGCGGUACGUGAUGGACACCAUGACGCUGGACAAGGACCUGGGGAAGUCGGUGCUGGAGAAGGCGAUCGAGGUGGUGACCGAAAAGAUCAUCGAGUCGGGGGGAAAGCUGGAGGUUAAGAUGGCGCCAAAGGCGGUGAGCCAGAGGGAAGAGUCGGAGUUGCAGGCCAUGCUGGAGCGCUUGGCACUCGAGAACGAAGAAAUAGAUGGGGACGCCCCCGAAGAUGUUUGAUUUCGUCACUCACGCCGUGUAUUUUUCGUUUUGCUGGUUCAGGGGUGAGGGGGGUAGGGUUGCAGUUUUCUUUUCCCCUGCUUUCGGAGAUUCAUUUUUUUGUGCUCCUGUUGUUGGCGGGCUGGUCACGUCAGCGAAGCCGAAUGUCCUUACAGCUUUUGGCUGGCACGUUUCCUUUCAGUGAUUUAUUUUGGCCAAUGGGCAGCUGGUGCGGUAGCAGCUACGCACAUGCCAGUCAGGCGCCAUCUGCGACGUUUCAGGCCCCAUCGUAAGCGAUCUGUUUGUGCUGUAGAAAGAGCUUGACUGGCCAAGACUUCGCAGCGUUAUUAGUGCGAUUAGGAGUCAGGGCUAUGUAGCAGGCCUAUCGGAUGCGAUCUGGUGUGGGCAAAAGCGCCCAACAGCACAUCAUUGUCCGACUAGCAGCUGUGCUCAUGAUUGUGCCACAAAUUGAACGUGUAGUCAGGCAUGAUCUUUGGGCUGCACGCAGCGCGUUGGACGUACGUGCAUUUUUGUGUUGUUCAAGUGGCAUGACAUUUCGUAUGCCCGAUGUGUUGCGCGGGAGGAAUGUAGUGACUUGGCUAGCACUGAACAAGAAACGAUUUGCAGGGGAUAUCUCUCAUGGCCCGUCUUCUGUUGUAGGCAGGGCAGGUACUUGGGCCUCAUCCUACCCUUGGCUUCCGAGUCGUGCGGGCGUUCAAGCGUGUCUACCCAUCGUAGGCGCUGGCGCGUCUUGACGAAAUAUAAACGCUCCCAACUUUGUGUGCAGCGUAUGUUUCAGCUCAGCAGACGACCACCGCACGCGCUUGUCUUUUGUUCGCAGCGAAGUGCGUUCCUUGUUGCC